GAUGAGAUUGCAAUUUCAGUUGUUCAACGUGUGAAAAAAAAAAUAAUGUUAAAUUUUCCGUAGCAAUAUUUAUGAAUAAAAAAAGAAAAAAAAAAUUAUCAAACCAUGAUUUUGAUGUGACGAUAAAAUAAUUAAAUUACAGAUAAUUUUAAAUUAGUGGUAAAAAAAAAAUUAAUAAAAUUUUCAAGUGUCAAGAAGGUUAUAAAUAAAUUUAAAAAAAAAUAAAAAAAAAUGGGUGAAUCGGUUAUGAGUAAUUGUUGUAAAGAAAAAUUGCGAUCAAGUGAUAAAAAUGAUUAUUUACAAUCAAACCUGAGAGAAACACUGAACGAAAUGAGUAAACGUGAAUGCGAAUUGAUCCAAACACGUCAUAAUUUAACACAAAAUAUAACAUCACUUGAACAAGCAAUAGCAAUAACUGCAUAUAAAAAUUUGUCAUCAGUACCUAAGAAAAAUAAACAAUUAUUUUUAGAUGUAAUAAAAAAUUUAGUUGAUGAAUUAACACCAUAUCCUCAUCCAACUCCAACAGAUAAAUUAUUAGAAAAAAAAAAAUUAGAGUUAAAAAAAAUUGAUGAAGAAAUUGAGGUCUUACAUAAACAAGUACUUGAUAUUGAAAUUAAACUUGAAGAAUCAGAAAUUGAAUUAGAAUCAUUGGAAGCAAUUAAUAAUGAGCUUGAUGAAAAACUUAAAAUUUAUGAAAAAAAAAUGUUAAAACAUGAUAGAAAAUCAAAAGCAUUUCCAGAUCUUAGUUCAGUUGUUGCUGAGGAUCUUGUUUGUUUGGGUAAAUUAAGGGGACUUGUUGAGCAAGAGUUACGUUUAAAAAAUUGUAUAAAUAUGCUUGAAGCUCGUGAAAAUAGUAUGAAAAUUCAAUUAAAUAAAUUUAUGACAACUGAAAAAGAUGAUUCUUGUCCUAGACCUCGUAAAUUGAAAAAUAAAAAAUUACAAAAACGAAGAAACAAACAUAAAAUUGAAAGAGUAAAAGCACCAAAAAAAAAUCCCUGUGUAGUAUCAAAAAAACUGUGUCACUGUGGUAGUACUGAGAGUUUUAAUUUAGAAGAUACAACAUUGAGUGACGAUGAUGACGAUACAAGUAGCGAAGAAUUUUGUGAUUGCUGUGACUGUGAAAUGUCAACAACAACAACUGUUAACUCUUCUGAUCAAUAA
Messenger RNA from Aphidius gifuensis, 1161 nucleotides. RefSeq lists its product as uncharacterized. The transcript has 3 exons. Lineage: Eukaryota; Metazoa; Arthropoda; Insecta; Hymenoptera; Braconidae. The record is from RefSeq and is a predicted model, not a curated record. The coding region runs from base 232 to 1161 and encodes 309 amino acids.